ACAUUUUAUAUUUUGUAGCAAGGGUGUUAAGUGACCUUUUAUCCCACCCUGUAUUAACACUGGUUGUGGAUUCACGCCUCUUCAGCUAGCUGGCUCGUGCAGUGAUCUGUGUUUUCUUCAUAUGUGCAGCACUUCAUUUUCAUAUCACUUCAUUGUAUUUAGUAAAAGCUUAAUUUACUUUAAAUUGAAAUAGUUAAAUACCUCUACUGGAAAUUUCAAAACAUUUAAGUUACAAUAAGGAAUAAAUCAGCAUUUAUUAUUUGUAUCCUAUAUUUAUAAUCCAAUAUUUAGAAUAAUUAUUCAAAACUGAAUGUUUUAGUAUUUGAUUUUUCACUUUUUCUGACACUAGUAAGCAGCGAAAAUGCCAUUGUUGGACCAUCGUGAUUAUCGUGCUAACAAGACGGCAGCUGGUUGAAAAGAAAUGAAACCAGACAUAUUUGAGACAGAUCACCUUUAAAACUUCUUGGAGACUUUCUUCGCGAGGAUUCAAUCCCAGAUCUUUAAGAAUAUUAGAUUGAACCUUUAGCCGCAUGAUCAUCUGAUAAGUCUUGAUUAAUUGGUUAACAAUAACAUCAAUUUCAAUGCUUUGUGAAGAAACAAUAAAAUAAUUAACGAAUUGUUAUUAGAUCGAAAAAAUCAGUAAAGUUACAAAGCGAAACCAUUUAUAACGCCGAAAUUUAUAUAAAUGAGAAAUUUUUAUUUGGAUUUUAGGUUAAGAAAGUACACGUAACUGAAAUCAUGAGUCAUCCUACGAAAUAUAGGCCAUUUCAUUGUGGUUAUUGUGAUAAAAAGUAUACAACAAUAACUAACUUGAAAGUGCACAUCAAUGCCAACCAUCAUACACUCCGGAAGAUAGCAAGUUCAAAGGAAUUAGUGAGCUGCAAUCAAUGCGAUAAACUAUAUAUCGAAUUAGAUCAUUUAGACAGACACAACCUUCAAAGUCAUUCUCUUUUUGAAGAAAUUACAGAAAAAUCUGAAAGUUCCCAAACUGUUGUUGAGGAAUCUGAAGGUGAAUGUUCAACAAAACAAAUCGAGACAAUAAAUUUAAGAGAUUCAGCGAGAUUUGAAGAUAAAACUGAAAUAGAAAUUAUAGAUUCAGAAACAGAAAAUGACAAACUGUUAAACGAAAGUGAAAAAUCAAAACAAUAUCUUCAGAGUUUCUGUUCAGAAAGUGCAGAACAACAAACCGUUUCGAACAGAACUUCUAACCAAUCAUCUGCGUGCCUAUUCAACUGUCACAUUUGUCCUGCAAUAUUCACUAAUGAAAAGUCAUUGGACAUUCAUUUAUUGUUGCAUCGUAAAUAAAACAUACUUUAAUAUUUAAUUACAGUAAGAACAGAAUUUCAUACAAAAUUAUCGAUAUCUUUUGUUAAUUUAAAAAAAAAAAUAAAAACAAACAUAAUUUUAAUGUCAAAAUCUCGUAUCGUCUUACAUUCCCUACUAUUAUGUAUAUAUAUAAGAAAAGGAAAUGUUGGAAUGAUAUCAAAGUUGAUUCUCCAAUUGUUUGCAAAUUUCAAUGAUUUUACCGACCGAAAUCAAAAUUGUUAAAAAGGAAUAAACUUCCUUGAAUAUGCAUGCCUUUGCGUGCAUUGGUAUUUGUUACGUUUAAUAUCUCAGAAUAGAAUAAACAAUUAAGAAAUAGCAUUCAGCAUGAUAGCUUUUGUAUGAAGGGCAUUUAAACUAAUAGAAUUUGGUGAAGAAUGAAGAUAAUAAAGAAAUAGAGGAGUCACGUGUUGUAUGUAGAACGGAAUCUGACUUAUUGACGAUUUAAUUUCUUAUGAGCAUUUACAAUUUUUUGUGAAGCUCAUCACAAUCCUAAAAGUUAAAAAAACUAGCAUUUUAUACGAAUUAGUAUUAUAAAAUUUUUCACAGUAAA
Messenger RNA from Centruroides sculpturatus (bark scorpion), 1876 nucleotides. Its product is annotated as PR domain zinc finger protein 16-like. The transcript is spliced from 2 exons. Bases 739 to 1305 code for a protein of 188 amino acids. Lineage: Eukaryota; Metazoa; Arthropoda; Arachnida; Scorpiones; Buthidae. The record is from RefSeq and is a predicted model, not a curated record.